AUGAGGCGUCCCUUGCUGGGCAUGGCUGCCCUGCUGUCGACAAUCGUCCUACUCGGUACGGCCUACUCAUCCCUCAACUCUCUCGCUCUCGACACAUCCCUCUACCCCUCUCCAAGCCGCACCGCCUAUUUCGCCCAGAAGACCAACAUCUUCAACCAAUACUUUGUCAAGCUCGCCUGGCUACACACAUCCCUCAUCUACCUUCCCCAUCUCUUCACGACUCCCUCACCAUCUCGCUUCAUCCCCCAUCUAUGGUCUUACGUCAUCUCCACAGCCUUCUGGGCAAUCUUCACCACCUGGUUCUUUGGCCGCGGGCUCGGAGACCGGAUCAUCGAGCUCAGCGGCGGAAAGUGCGUCAUUGCCCUUCCGACCAACUGGGGUCUGGACAGGGACAAGGUACAGGAGAUGAUGGCACUCGUACCUGCUUCUGUCGGGGCGUCCUUACUGUCCUCCACGCUGGACGCAACUACGUCUUCCCUCGCCGAAACGGCCAACUCGGCCCCGCACGAUGACAACCUGUACCUCGCCGUCCCUUCAUCAUUCUGCACUUCCCAGGCUGCCCUCACCCCCAAAUCCGCACCCGAUAUCUUCUCCAUCCUCUCCGCCCUCCCCUUCCCUCAAUCGGUAUAUAACGACUCGGAACGGCCGACACUCGCCAUCCCCCGCCCAAGGUGGUUCAGAGGCCACGACAUCUCGGGGCAUGUCUUCAUCCUCGUCCUCUCGUCGCUGCUUCUCACAAGAAGGCUGCUGCCAACGUGGAGGCGAUGGAUGGGCGCCGGAGAUGUAGUGGCGGCGGAUAAGGGACGUGCGCAAUCCCCAGUGUUGCAGCUGGGAAAUGAGCAGCUCCGUGCGCGGAUACAUGCGGUGGCGACCGUUCUGGGAACGGCGCUACUGGUUCUAUGGCUCUGGAUGACGCUCAUGACGGCGACGUACUUCCACAACCCGCAAGAAAAGAUCUCAGGUCUCGUACUGGGCUUGACGACCGCCUACCUAGUAGACGUCUUUACACCCUCAAUCUCAAUUUCUCCCUCGGAAACUUCGGCUGUCCCGAGGACCAAAUCCAGUCUGUCGCCUACGUUGGACGAGAAUGGAGCGAGAAGAGGGGAUGACGGCCUGGUGCAGUCUUCAGAGGCGGACGCAGCGGGCACAGAGGGAGGAAAGGAUAAGGUCGAAUGA
This is a messenger RNA of Dioszegia hungarica, 1176 nucleotides long. Its product is annotated as inositol phospholipid synthesis and fat-storage-inducing TM-domain-containing protein. The record is from RefSeq and is a predicted model, not a curated record. NCBI's taxonomy places the organism in Eukaryota, Fungi, Basidiomycota, Tremellomycetes, Tremellales, Bulleribasidiaceae. The transcript has 3 exons. Gene Ontology annotation, cellular component: endoplasmic reticulum membrane. Gene Ontology annotation, biological process: lipid storage; phospholipid biosynthetic process; lipid droplet organization. The coding region runs from base 1 to 1176 and encodes 391 amino acids.